This is a messenger RNA of Nicotiana attenuata, 1402 nucleotides long. RefSeq names its product vesicle-associated protein 4-1-like. The transcript is spliced from 7 exons. Gene Ontology annotation, cellular component: plasma membrane; endoplasmic reticulum membrane. The record is from RefSeq and is a predicted model, not a curated record. Lineage: Eukaryota; Viridiplantae; Streptophyta; Magnoliopsida; Solanales; Solanaceae. Gene Ontology annotation, biological process: endoplasmic reticulum membrane organization. The coding region runs from base 208 to 993 and encodes 261 amino acids.
ACUUUCUCCAGACAGUAAAUAACGACAAUUUACGAAUUACAACAAAGCAACAAAUCAACCCGAAGACUUCAAUAUAAUUACAUUACGUGACUUCUUUCUGACCUUAAUAACAUUUAAGUCAACGUGAAAGUUUUUCCUCACAUACCCUAAUUUUUAUGACCUGAAAAUUGGAGAAUUCCAGUAGAAUUCCGGCCAAAACUCCACUCGAUGGCCAUCGCCGACCACCACAAGCCACAUAAUUCCGACGGAAAGCUCUGGAAGCUUUGUCCUUUUUGGCAAUCAGGAACUAUCUCUUCAUCUUCUUCGUCUACACAGAAUCUUCACUCUCAGAAUCACAGCCACCAAAACGGCGUCGGAUCAAAUAUCUCUCGCUCUUCUACGUCUGUUACCUCCGUUGCCAGAUCACUGCUUCCGGCUCGGCGUAGGCUUCGGCUCGAUCCAGCUAACAAUCUCUACUUUCCUUAUGAACCGGGAAAGCAGGUGAAGAGUGCUGUAAAGAUUAAGAACACUAGCAAAUCUUAUGUCGCAUUUAAGUUUCAAACUACUGCACCAAAGAGCUGCUACAUGCGACCUCCUGGAGGCAUUCUCGAACCUGGUGAAAGCGUUAUUGCCACUGUCUUCAAGUUUGUCGAGCACCCUGAGAACAACGAAAAGCCUGUAGAUCAAAAGAGCAAGGUAAAGUUCAAGAUCAUGAGCUUGAAGGUUAAAGAAGGAACGGAUUACGUACCUGAGUUGUUUGAUGAACAAAAGGAUCAAGUGACUAUUGAACGUGUCCUACGGGUGGUGUUCUUGGACCCGGAACGCCCUUCUCCGGCACUGGAAAAGCUAAAACGUCAGUUGGCUGAAGCAGAGGCAGCAUUAGAAUCUCGCAAGAAACCUCCAGUUGAAACUGGACCAAAAGUUGUGGGAGAAGGUCUAGUAAUAGAUGAAUGGAAGGAGCGAAGGGAGAAGUACCUAGCUCGGCAGCAGGUUGAGGCUGUUGAUUCAGUGUAAAGCACUAGCGGAUUUUAAUGCAAGUGCCUCUUUUGCCAAAAUUGAAAUGUUAAACCAGAUCCAUCCCUUUUCUGCUUUGGUUCUUUCGAAGGAUGGUGGAGAAAAGGGCAGUGCGGUGCUUCUUGUAAAGAAAAAUAAUCCGUGGAGGUUUAGUUUCCCUUUCAUGGGGGUAAAAGUUUGUUAUGUGAUCGUUUGGCUGUUUUCUUGUAGAUAUUGCAUUUCUUUUUGCUAAAAACAUAUUUUUUUGGUGCCAUAAAAACAUAAAACUGAGUACUGCUCAUGUAGCGGCUAUGCUACCGAAUGCUUCUUGUAUGAGUUUCCCAGAGAGACAGAAACUAUAGUGUUCCUUAAUAUGGUAGGUAGUCUACAUUUAACUUCAUAGGAACUAUUGAGAGCUUAAAGUUGGAAA